Cornus florida is the source of this 1218-nucleotide messenger RNA. RefSeq names its product putative disease resistance protein RGA3. Lineage: Eukaryota; Viridiplantae; Streptophyta; Magnoliopsida; Cornales; Cornaceae. The record is from RefSeq and is a predicted model, not a curated record. Gene Ontology annotation, biological process: defense response to other organism. The transcript has a single exon. Bases 1 to 1218 code for a protein of 405 amino acids. Gene Ontology annotation, molecular function: ADP binding.
AUGGCAGAGACACUUGUUGAUAUUGUGCUGGAGCGUUUGGUCUCUUUCGUAGCGGGGGAGAUUGGAUUGAUAUGCGGUGUUGGUGAGGAGAUGAACAAGCUUUCCAGCAAGCUCACUACUAUCAAGACAGUUCUUGAAGAUGCUGAGCAGAAGCAACUGCAAGACAAGGCGAUUAAGAUUUGGUUGCGGAAGCUCAAACAAGCAGUUUAUGAAAUAGAUGACGUCUUGGAUGAGAGCACAACCAAAGCCGCGCAAUUGGAAUUUAAACGCCAUAAUUCUGGAUCUCUUAAUAAGGUAUGUGCUUGCUUCUUAUCUUGUUAUUCUAUUCCAGACAAUUUUCUAUUUCGUCAUAGGAUUGGAAAUAAAAUGAAAGAGAUUAACGAGAACUUGGAUGCAAUUGCUAAUGAGCGGAUGCAAUUUCAUUUGCAAGAGGUGGUUGUGGUGAAUAGAGUUGAAAUUCCUGAAUGGCGUGAGACCACCUCUUUUCUAAAUGAAGGAGAUGUAGUGUACGGAAGGGAAAAGGACAAAGAAAGUAUCAUCGAACAGUUGGUGAUGCGUGCAAGUGAGUGUCAGGGUGUUUCCGUCUUUCCUAUACAUGGUAUUGGAGGGCUCGGAAAGACUACGCUUGCUCAGCUAGUGUUCAAUGAUGAGAGGGUAAUUAAACAUUUUGAGCCGAGGAUUUGGGUUUGUGUUUCAGAAGAUUUUGAAGUGAAGAGGGUCUUAAAACUGAUUAUAGAAUCAGUAUGUAGGAAAUCUUGUGAUAUUUCAAGCCUGAAUCUUCUCCAAAGGCAGCUUCAAGAUAAGUUGAAUGGAAAAAGAUAUUUACUAGUUUUAGAUGAUGUGUGGAACGAUGAUGAACAAAAGUGGGACACCUUAAAAUCUAUACUUGCAUAUGGAUCUUCAAUUAUUACCACUACCCGUCUCGAAAAAGUGGCAUCAAUUAUGGGAACACUCCCUACACAUCGGUUGUCGAAUUUAUUAAAAGAUGAUUGUUGGUUAUUGUUUAAGCAAGGAGCAUUUCAAGGCAAGGAUGAAACUCCAAUUCUUGUGAUGAUUGGGGAGGAGAUCGUGAAGAAGUGUAGGGGAGUGCCUUUAGCUGCAAAGGCUUUAGGAAGAUUAAUGCAUUUCAAAAUUAAAGAAAGUGAGUGGCUACGUGUUAAAGAAAGUGAAAUUUGGAAUUUACCACAAGAUGAUGAGAGCUAUAUAAUCCUGCAUUAA